Medicago truncatula (barrel medic) is the source of this 1610-nucleotide messenger RNA. Its product is annotated as tRNA (adenine(58)-N(1))-methyltransferase catalytic subunit TRMT61A. Gene Ontology annotation, molecular function: tRNA (adenine(58)-N1)-methyltransferase activity. Gene Ontology annotation, biological process: tRNA methylation. Gene Ontology annotation, cellular component: tRNA (m1A) methyltransferase complex; nucleus. NCBI's taxonomy places the organism in Eukaryota, Viridiplantae, Streptophyta, Magnoliopsida, Fabales, Fabaceae. The record is from RefSeq and is a predicted model, not a curated record. The transcript has 3 exons. The coding region runs from base 153 to 1226 and encodes 357 amino acids.
UUUAGGUCAAUCCAAAUUUGUUGGUUCAAAUUCAAAUCUAUAUUGGUUGGUUUCCCCUUCAUCCAUUCAAUUAUUUUUUCCAAUAAUGUUUUGUUUACUUGUGAAUUCAUUUUAUCUUAUUAUAUAGAAAUGAUGUAUAGACAAGCACUUAUAUGAUAAUGACUUACCUUACAAGCCUUAAAUUAAGUUGUUUAUCGAAACAUACCCUAUAUAUACUCACACAUAAUCACAUAUGUAAUUGGCUUGUGGAUGACAUAUGGUUUUUCUUUUUCACUAGGUUGAAAAAUUUGAAGCCUUUCAAGAUGUUAUUGACUAGUAAUCCUGAAAAAACAAUAGCAUUCAACCGAAAGAUUCAUGACGGCAAUCUUGUUAUUGUUUACGUAAAACAUGGCAAUAUGAAAGCUGUAACAGUGUCUGAGGGUUCAGUCUUUCAGAACUCUUUAGGUGCUUUUAAACAUUCUGAUUGGAUUGGAAAGCCUUUUGGCUCUAAAGUAUUCAACAAUAAGGGUGAUUUUGUUUACUUGUUAGCUCCCACACCAGAAUUAUGGACUCUAGUGUUAAAUCACAGGACUCAAAUUCUCUAUAUUCCUGAUAUUAGUUUUGUUAUCAUGUACUUGGAAAUUGUUGCUGGUUGUUUGGUUCUUGAAUCUGGAACUGGUAGUGGAUCUUUGACUACUUCACUUGCUAGGGCAAUUGCGCCGAACGGACAUGUUUAUACAUUUGAUUUUCAUGAACAAAGAGCGGCAUCAGCUAGGGAUGAUUUUGAGAGAAUAGGUUUAAGCAGUUUAAUCAGUUGUGGAGUUAGGGACAUUCAGGGUGAGGGAUUUCCUGAUGAAUUAAAUGAAUUGGCUGAUUCUGUAUUUUUGGAUCUACCUCAACCUUGGUUGGCUAUUCCUUCAGCUGCAAAAAUGCUUAAACAAGAUGGCACAUUUUGCUCGUUCUCUCCGUGUAUCGAACAAGUACAACGAUCAUGUGAUGCACUUCAGUCCUGCUUCACAGAUAUAAGGACAUUUGAGGUACUGUUACGCACAUAUGAAGUUCGAGAAGUGAAAACGAAAAGCUUUCAUGGAGAUGACAAUGGUUCUCUUCCUUGCAAGAGAAGACAGUGUUCAGAUGGAAACUAUGUUCUCAGCAAUCCUACUUCUUCUGUCAUGGCUAGACCUUGUGAUGAGGCUAGAGGACACACAGGCUAUUUGACAUUUGCAAGACUUAAAUGCUUUUCAUGACCAAGUGCUUCAAUCAUGUCCUUCAUUUUUAUUUUUUUUUGUAGCAGAGAAGAAACCUUGUAUAUUUUGUACCAUUUAUCAAUUUGAGCAUCAUGCAAGAAAUUGAUAUUGGUCGUUUUAACUUUUAAUUAUAAGUUUUGAAAGGAAUUUUUGGUAUGCCACAAGUGCUUGGCUACAAAUAUGCCUGAGUCUGAGAAAAGGAAUUUUUUGUAUGCCACAAGUGCUUGGCUACAAAUAUGCCUGAGUCUGAGAAAGCACUAAAGUGCAAAAAUUAUUUGCACAAAUAUAGACAUUCCACAAUUAACUUUUUUCAUUUUCCAUGUAUUUUUACUGGCAAGGUGAUUGAUUUAUGUUAUUAAUACUUUCUUGAUACUAUAACCCACU